GGCAAGAGAGUUCUGGAACAUUCGCGUGAUUUCAUGUGCUGCAAAAACCUCGCCGGCUCGUGCGCAUUUACACCUUAGUUUUUGACUCUGAAUCAGCGUUAAACCACAUUUCUCUAGUAAUCUGUGCACCGUGCGAUACAAAGCAAUGGAUCAAGUUGCGGCAUUGAAAGAUUUGGGCAAUAAGGCAUUGGCGGAAAACAAAUUCGAUGAGGCCAUUAAAUUCUACUCGGAUGCCAUCGAUCUUGACGGCAACAAUCACGUUCUCUAUUCGAAUCGCUCAGCCGCCUAUGCAAAAUUGCAACAAUAUGAUAUGGCAUUGCAAGAUGCUGAAAAGACUGUUAGUAUUAAACCUGACUGGGCAAAGGGUUAUUCACGCAAAGGUCUCGCCCUGGCAUAUUUGAAUAGGACAGAUGAGGCAAUUGAAACUUACACUGCUGGCUUACAACUUGAUCCAACUAAUGCCACUUUGAAGGAGGGCCUGGCUGAUUGCAGAGCAAGCAGUGCCAGGCAACAACAGUCUAGAUCUUUCCCCAAUCCCUUCACAGGGCCGGAAGUUAUGAACAAAUUGCGGAAUGAUCCCCGCACAAAGGAACUGCUCAACGAUCCAAGUUAUUUAACUCUUUUGGCUGAGCUUCAGCAAAAUCCACAAGCAAUGGCCACCAAACUGCAGGAUCCCAGAGUGAUGACCACACUUAGUGUUCUAUUAAAUUUAGAGGGUGAACCAAUGGAGACUGAUUCUGAUUACACUCCACCACCCAAGAAACAAGAGCCACCAAAAGAAGUGCCCAAAAAGGAGCCUGAGCCUGAUUUACCAGAAAAUAAGAGGGAAGCAAAAGCUGCUAAAGAAAAGGGCAAUGAGUUUUACAAGAAGAAAGACUUUGAGAAGGCAAUUGAAUUUUAUACAAAGGCCAUUGAGCACGACCCAACCGACAUCACUUUCUUUAAUAACUUAGCGGCUGUAUACUUCGAGAUGAAACAAUUCGACAAGUGCAUUGAGCAAUGCGAAAAGGGCAUCGAUAUAGGACGUGAAAACCGCGCCGAUUUCAAGCUUAUCGCUAAAGCCAUGAUGAGAAUAGGCAAUGCUUACAAGAAACUUAAACAAUGGAAGCAAGCUAAGGUAUACUAUGAAAAAUCCAUGUCCGAACACAGAACGCCCGAGAUCAAGACUCUUCUUAGCGAUAUCGAGAAGGUUAUCCGAGAGGAAGACCGCAAGGCCUAUGUUGAUCCAUCCAAGGCCGAAGCCGAGAAGGAAAUCGGCAAUGAAUUUUUCAAGAAGGGCGAUUACGCCACCGCAGUCAAACACUACUCGGAAGCCAUCAGACGUAAUCCAGAAGAUCCCAAGUUGUACAGUAAUCGCGCGGCGUGCUACACUAAACUAGCUGCUUUCGAUCUAGGCCUUAAGGAUUGUGAUGAUUGCGUCCGUUUAGAUCCGAAAUUCAUCAAAGGAUGGAUUCGCAAGGGACACAUUCUGCAAGGCAUGCAGCAGCCGUCGAAGGCUAGCGCCGCAUUCCAGAAAGCUCUCGAGUUGGACCCCAACAACGCGGAAGCAUUGCAGGGCUAUCGAUCGUGUACCAUGCUUGAUAGCAGCGAUCCAGAAAAGGUGCGACAGCGCGCGAUGGCCGAUCCGGAAGUGCAGCAGAUUCUCCGCGAUCCCGCGAUGCGUAUCAUUCUCGAACAGAUGCAGAACGAUCCUAGGGCUUUGCAGGAUCAUCUAAAGAAUCCCGACAUUGCUGCUAAAAUACAUAAACUGCUUGAAUCUGGUUUGAUUGCUAUCCACUAAACAUCAAUGCUAUGCGUCGUGUCACGAGAUGGUGCCAGUAUUUAUGUACUUUGUAUAUUGUUGCUCCGGCUAACUGCGUCAUGAUUAGCGAGUUGAAAUGUUUCAGGAUAUAAUUUGGUAAUUUUAGGCAUUUCCUACAUACGUGUAUCGAUUAUACUUAGUUUAGCAUAUCAGUUUUUUUCUUAUUAUGUUGUAAUAAACAUACUUCAUUUUAUUAA
Messenger RNA from Dalotia coriaria, 1998 nucleotides. RefSeq names its product Stress-induced phosphoprotein 1 (gene Stip1). The transcript is spliced from 2 exons. The coding region runs from base 146 to 1780 and encodes 544 amino acids. The record is from RefSeq and is a predicted model, not a curated record. NCBI's taxonomy places the organism in Eukaryota, Metazoa, Arthropoda, Insecta, Coleoptera, Staphylinidae. Gene Ontology annotation, molecular function: Hsp90 protein binding.